Molecule: messenger RNA, 1983 nt
Organism: Scleropages formosus (Asian bonytongue)
Lineage: Eukaryota; Metazoa; Chordata; Actinopteri; Osteoglossiformes; Osteoglossidae
Product: arylsulfatase A-like
Exons: 8
Coding region: 192-1706 (504 amino acids)
Molecular function (GO): arylsulfatase activity
Source: RefSeq, a predicted model, not a curated record
CUGCCAUAUGAGGACACCGCACAGCAGCUGUCGUGCUGGGAGGCGGUUUGGACACAGUUUGCAGCGAGUACCACGUGUUUCGGUUCCUAAUUUCGUGGCGCUCAAGAAAAUUCAUAAAUCUGCACUUUAAGAUUUUACAUUAACAAAUAAAUGGGCGCUGUUUUCGUUCGGAAUGAGCAGUAACGGAAAUAAUGUCCUUUUCCGUGCUCUCGUUACUUCUGUUGAAUGCAAUGUGUAAGCUGGGAUCGGCUCUGACGCCGCCCAGUUUCGUGAUCCUGCUCGCGGACGACUUAGGCUUCGGAGACCUGCAAUCCUACGGACACCCGGUGACGUCGGAGACCCCCGCCCUCGAGCGGCUGGCGAACGGCGGACUGCGCUUCACAGACUUCUACAGCAGCAGUCCAGUGUGCAGCCCGUCCAGAGCGGCGCUGCUGACGGGCCGCUACCAGACGCGCUCCGGGGUUUAUCCUGGUGUCUUUUACCCGGGAUCCAGAGGAGGCCUUCCUCUCAACGAGACGACCAUUGCAGAAGUACUGAAGCCACUGGGCUAUGCGACAGCCAUCGUGGGAAAGUGGCACCUUGGGGUGGGGCCAAACAGAAUGUAUCUGCCCAUCCAGCAGGGCUUUGACCACUACGUUGGGGUGCCUUAUUCCCAUGACCAGGGCCCCUGCUCCAACCUGACCUGCUUCCCCCCCGACAUCAAGUGUUUUGGGACGUGUGACACCGGGAUGGUGACCGUACCGCUGAUGAACGACGACGCCAUCGAACGGCAGCCCGUCAGCUUUCCGGACCUGGAGAAGACGUACGGCGACUUUGCGGCGGAAUUCAUCUCGACGUGUGCCGGGAGGAACCGGCCCUUUUUCCUCUACUACGCCUCGCAUCACACCCACUACCCCCAGUACGCCGGGAAGGAUGCGACAGGCCAGUCUCGCAGGGGGCCCUUUGGCGACGCCCUCGUGGAGUUCGACGGCACGGUGGGAAACAUCAUUCGGGCCCUGAAGGACGGCGGCAUCCACAAAAACACCUUUGUGUUCUUCACCUCCGACAACGGGCCUUCUCUGAUGCGCAUGUCACGGGGCGGCAACGCCGGCCUUCUGAAGUGCGGGAAGGGGACCACCUAUGAGGGAGGGGUGAGGGUGCCCGCCAUCGCCUACUGGCCCGGACGAAUCAAGCCAGGUGUCACACACAAGAUGGCCAGUACUCUGGACAUACUGCCAACCAUCACCAGCCUCGCGGGGGCAAAACUUCCCAGAGUGCACCUGGAUGGAUUCGACAUGAGCAAUAUCUUAUUCAGACAUGGGCCGAGUAAGAGGAAGGCAAUGUUCUAUUACCCCAUGGACCCCAGUGAAGAGAUAGGCCUGUUUGCUGUCAGGCUUGGGAAGUACAAGGCUCAUUACUACACAUGUGGCUCCAUCCUCAGCGACACCACGCCGGAUCAGGACUGUCACUCAACCUCAUCCCUCAAGCAGCACGACCCACCACUUCUUUUUGACCUUGAGGCUGAUCCUUCGGAGAACUACAACCUAGCCAUGUCCGAGGACCCAGAAUACAAGGCCGUGCUGCAUAAGAUCCAGAAGGUGAAGGCACAGUUUGAAGAGAGCAUGGUGUUCGCGGAAGCCCAGGUGGGGAAAGGUGUAGAUCCAUCUCUGGAGCCUUGCUGCAUCCCAAAGUGCACCCCCAAACCUGCCUGUUGUAUAUGCCCUUAGAACACAUCUGAGACACACCAGCACAUGAAAACGUAAUAUGCAAUAUAACCUUCCAUUUGAAAUGUUGGCAUAGGCUAUGAUCUCAGCUACAAAGUGCAUUUAGGCAAAACAUGGAUCAAUGAAGCAUUUGCUGUUUUAUCCCUGGCCUUACUGCUGCAAUUUUAAUCAACCUGAGCUGGAUGUCUUGUGUGCUGGUGACUCUGUCCAUUCCAGUCAAUUUGUAAGUCUGAAGUGUUGAAAGCAAAUUAACAAAAUAAAUGUUUUGUGUUACCCAAUA